Molecule: messenger RNA, 3007 nt
Organism: Lycium barbarum (goji berry)
Lineage: Eukaryota; Viridiplantae; Streptophyta; Magnoliopsida; Solanales; Solanaceae
Product: zinc finger CCCH domain-containing protein 30-like
Exons: 2
Coding region: 299-2494 (731 amino acids)
Molecular function (GO): protein binding; metal ion binding
Source: RefSeq, a predicted model, not a curated record
GCAUUUUUAAUUUGUUACUUCUCUUCUCUCUAUUACAGAACUCCGUCUUCUCACUCUCUCUCUCUCUCUCCUUUCUCUACUUCACUUUCUCUCUCUUCCCAUACAAACAUUUUUCCAAUGAUGUAUAUAUAGAUUCACUAAUUCAUUGGAAUUUCUGGAGUUUUAAUGAAAAUGGUUAUGGUUAAUGAAGUGAUUAGUUUAUGUGAUUUCUCAACUUCUAAGGAGUUUUGAAUAAGUGGAUCUGCUAAAGCAACUCUAGCUGUUGGAUUUUUUUCCGCUGAUUUCUGUUGACUGAAGCAUGUGCACUGGCCCAGAGAGACCCAAUUCGAGUGCAUCUACCAACCAAUCCACUUCUGAUUCUACAUCUAAUAUGAAGGGUAUUACUAAACUCACAGUUGAGACUGAGGAUUCUUUUUCGAGUUUGCUUGAACUUGCUUCCAACAACGAUGUUGAAGGUUUUAAAAGAUCUGUUGAGCUUGAUGCUUCUGCUAUUGAUGAGGUGGGGCUAUGGUUAGUUCGCAAGAAAGGUGCAAAGCAGAUUGUUAAUGAGGAAAGGACUCCUUUAAUGGUAGCGGCUACAUACGGAAGUUUAGAUGUUUUGAAGUUGCUUAUCUCUAAUCCUGUGGUUGAUGUUAACCGUGCUUGUGGACCAGACAAGUGCACUGCUCUCCACUGUGCAACAUCUGGUGGUUCUGUCAAUGUUGUUGGUGCAGUUAAGUUGCUGCUGUCAGCUGGCGCCGAUCCUAAUGUUGAGGAUGCUAAUGGCCAGCGGCCAGCUGAUGUGGUUGUUGUUCCUCCAAAGCUUCCUGGUGCUAGAGCUUCUCUUGAAGAACUGCUUCUGAACAAUUCAUCUGAUGGCUCAGUUGGUGAGUGCAAAUUGAGAGUAUCUGUCGCUACUUCAAAUGGAUCCUCUCCUAUUCUUUCCUCAUCACCAGAUAAUGGAUCUCCUUAUUCACCAUCGGAUUUAUUGUCUUCCCCUAUGGCACUGAAGUUCAGUGAUAUUCCUCCUAAUUCUGCACCGGAGAAAAAAGAAUAUCCAAUAGAUCCGUCUCUCCCUGAUAUCAAGAACAGUAUAUAUUCGACGGAUGAGUUCCGCAUGUUCUCUUUUAAGGUCCGGCCUUGUUCUAGGGCCUACUCACAUGACUGGACAGAGUGCCCUUUCGUCCACCCUGGAGAGAAUGCUCGCAGAAGAGAUCCAAGGAAGUAUCACUAUAGCUGUGUGCCUUGUCCUGAAUUUCGCAAGGGUGCAUGCCGGCGCGGUGAUAUGUGUGAAUAUGCUCAUGGCGUGUUUGAGUGCUGGCUACACCCUGCUCAGUAUCGGACCCGCCUGUGCAAGGAUGGUACAAGUUGUGCUAGGCGAGUCUGCUUUUUCGCCCAUACUACUGAGGAGCUUAGGCCCUUGUAUGUCUCUACUGGAUCUGCAGUUCCGUCUCCUAGGUCAGCUGCUUCUGCUGCUUGUGUGAUGGACAUGGCUGCAGCGCUGAACCUUUUUCCUGGUUCGCCCUCGGCACACUCUGUGAUGUCUCCUUCUGCAUUUAACCAACCCAUGUCCCCAACUGCCAAUGGAAUGUCUCAUUCAUCUGCACCGUGGCCUCAACCAAAUGUACCGACUCUCCAUCUACCUGGAAGCAAUCUGCAGUCUAGCCGCCUGAGGUCUUCCCUUAGUGCACGCGACAUUCCGCCUGACGAUUUUAAUAUGUUGCAGGAUUUUGAUGCCCAGCAACUAGUUCUCAAUGACAUGGCUUGUUAUUCACAGCCGCGUCCUAAUUCUGCCUCUUUGAACCGAUCUGGCCGGUCCAAGACACUAACUCCUUCAAAUCUUGACGAGCUAUUUUCUGCCGAGAUGAACUCUUCUCCGCGAUAUUCUGAUCAGGCAGCUGCUUCUGGUGUUUUUUCCCCAUCACACAAGUCGGCUUACUUUAAUCAGUUCCAACAACAGCAGAGCAUGCUUUCGCCAAUUAAUACUAAUGUUUUUUCUCCGAAAAACAUUGAGCAUCCCCUUUUGCAGGCUUCUUUUGGUGUUUCCUCACCUGGAAGGAUGUCCCCGAGAAGCAUGGAGCCCAUCUCUCCCAUGAGCGCUCGCCUUUCAGCAUUUGCUCAGCGUGAGAAGCAGCAGCAACAGCUGCGAAGCCUCAGCUCGCGUGAUCUUGGAUCCAAUAAUGCCUCAGUUGGAUCCCCAGUAGGUAAUUCUUGGUCGAAUUGGGGGUCUCCCGGUGGAAAGGUUGACUGGUCUGUCAACGGAAGUGGACUUGGACAUCUGCGCAGAUCAUCUUCUUUUGAGCAGCUCAACAAUGGAGAGGAGCCUGACCUAUCAUGGGUGCAAUCUCUCGUCAAGGAAUCCCCAACCGAGAUGAAAGAGAAGCAGGCCGCUCCUAUUUCAGGUGCUGCACCAUCUGGUGAGAGUUUGAAAAACAGUUCCCAAAUUGAUUCAGUUGAUCAUUCAGUUUUAGGAGCUUGGCUUGAGCAGAUGCAACUUGAUCAGCUUGUAGCCUAGCGAGAUUUAAGACUAUUAAUUCAUUUUCGCGUUUAGCCAAACAAAUCAAAUUCAUAGGGUAGUAUAUAUUAUUUUGGGGUACCAACUUUUUGUUGAUGGAGGUGGAAGUCUGGGAAAAGCAGGUAACGGAUCUAGGCGGAAGGCAAGCAUAACUUUCCAAAAUGUUUCUAUUCAAUUCUAAUCGUUUAUUUGUUUACAGGAAGAGUUGUCUGGGCUGUGUGUAUUAAAGAAAACCCAGUCCAGGUUUGUUGAGUCCAUCCUUGUAUUUUUCCAUAAUCCUAGGACUAUUUUUUAUUACUCCCAAAUGAAACUAUAUAUCCUUGUAGUUUUAUUUCCCGGUUUCUUUACUGCUUAUUGCUCCUGAACCAAACACCAUUAACAUUUUUAAUGUCCCUAGCUCUGAUUAUCUGGUGUUUGUCAAGGAUUGAUAUUUCCUGGCCUUUGAUGAUGUAAAACACAGCAAGAAUGUUUGCUAUUUACUAUUUUUCAUUUUAAUAAAGUACUCUUCUAUUA